This is a messenger RNA of Capsella rubella, 2172 nucleotides long. Its product is annotated as extensin. The record is from RefSeq and is a predicted model, not a curated record. Gene Ontology annotation, biological process: regulation of telomere maintenance. The transcript is spliced from 12 exons. Gene Ontology annotation, cellular component: nucleus. Lineage: Eukaryota; Viridiplantae; Streptophyta; Magnoliopsida; Brassicales; Brassicaceae. The coding region runs from base 156 to 2090 and encodes 644 amino acids.
CUGAAGCACCAUUCGAAGAAGUUCAGCUUCUCUCAGACGCAUUACUAGUUUUUUUCUCUCGUUCUUCGUCAACUUCACCACACAAAACCCUAAUCUAGAUUUUAGGGUUCCUCUGAACACUCUUUCAAUAUCUCCAAGCUCCUGAAUCAUCGACAAUGGACAACAAUUUCGACAACUAUCAUCACCACCAUCAUCAACAAUGGCGUCCAGCACCAACACAGCCAAACAUAUGCCCGAUUUGUACAGCGCCGCACUUCCCUUUCUGCCCACCGUAUCCUCCUCCAUCUUCCUUCUCGCCCAAUCCUAACUUUCCUCCUCACCUCAAUUCGCCUCGUCCUCGAUUCGAUUCGUUCACCGGACCUCCGGUUCGACCCCAGAAUCACUAUCCGCCGUGGCAACCUCACCACGGAAAUCAAUGGCGACCUGUUUCCCUUGAUGGUGAUAUUGAAGCUGAUAGAAGCUUUAAGCGAGCUCGGAUUGAUGCGAUCGGCGGUGGUUCUCCUGGUUACGGUGUUUCCGAGAGUCCUCGAAUCUCAUGGGAGAAUGAGCGGAGAUUGAAGAUGGUUCGUGAUCAUGGUUACGGUUUAACUGCGCCGUCUCCGGGAAAUCUAGAUGUUUCGAAUAUUGAGAUGAAUCAUCAAUAUGGGAGGAGUGAAUAUAGGAAUGGAGGUCACUUCAAUGGUGUGACUCCUCCUCCGCCUUAUCAUCCUCCUCCGUACGGAGGCUAUUUCGGUGGUCCUAAUGGUCAGCCUCCUCUUCCGGUUUCUCCACCACCGCCUUUGCCCUCGUCUCAUCCUCCGUCUGAGCCUUCUUCACUGUUCCAUGUUACUACUAAUUCGUCUGCAGCGGUCCCUCCAUCAUCUACAUAUCCUCAAAUGCCAAAUGCUUCGCCAUCUUCUGCACAAUUAGCACCAACUCGCUCUAAAGUGAUGGAUGUGUCACAUUUGCUGAAGCCUCCUCAUCGAUCUACUCGUCCAGAUCACUUUGUAAUUAUCCUUCGAGGGCUACCAGGUAGUGGGAAGAGUUACUUAGCCAAGUUGUUGCGUGACAUCGAGGUCGAAAAUGGAGGUAGUGCUCCACGAAUCCAUUCUAUGGAUGACUAUUUCAUGACCGAAGUUGAGAAGGUGGAGGAGAGUGAUUUAACUUCUUCAAGCUCUGGUAGAAGCAAAAGAUCUAACGUGAAGAUGGUCAUGGAAUACUGCUACGAACCUGAGAUGGAAGAGGCUUAUCGUUCAAGCAUGCUUAAGGCCUUUAAAAGGACCCUUGAAGAUGGGACCUUCAGCUUUGUAAUCGUGGAUGACCGCAAUCUGCGGGUAGCUGAUUUUGCUCAGUUUUGGGCAACAGCAAAGAGAUCUGGAUAUGAAGCUUACAUAUUGGAGGCAACAUACAAGGACCCAACUGGCUGUGCAGCAAGAAACGUGCAUGGCAUCACACUAGAUCAAGUACAGCAGAUGGCACAUCAAUGGGAAGAAGCUCCAGCAUUGUACAUGCAACUGGAUAUCAAGUCUUUUACACAGUGGGAUGACAUGAAAGAGAAUAGAAUCCAAGAGGUGGAUAUGGACAUGGAAGAUGAUUUCGAACUGCCAGAAAGAAAAUCCGAUAACAGUACCCAGUCAGAGGAAAAUGGGGCGACAGAGGGCUCUUACAAAAAUGAGAGUAAAUGGGAAGCAGAAUCGGGCUCCCGUACAGAAGAAGUAAAAGAACUAAGCAGAAGUAAAUGGUCAAAUGUUGAAGAAGAUGAACCAGAGAACCCUGAGAGUGAGAGAAGAAGCUCAAAAUCUCUUUCCAAGUCAAGACAAGAACGUCAGCGGAAAGGAAAAUCUGUUUGGUGGGGAGAUAAGGGUGGAGACGCAGGGUUUUCGAUUGGUGCUGCAAGGAAUAUGACCAUGCCAUCUUUAGUUAUAGGUCCCGGAUCAGGAUACAACUUGAAAUCAAAUCCUCUUUUGGAAGAAGAGAGUCUUGCACUAGCUGAUGCAAUUGGAAAAGCAAAGGUAAGAGGAAUUUUCCAGGAUCAGCUUAGAGCAGAGCGUGAGUCGUUCAAAGCUGUUUUUGACAAGAGACAUGUACGAAACCUUACAAAGGACGAUUAACAAGUGUAUGAUUUUCUCUGGCAAAAUCGAAAUUUAUAUUUUGCCUGAUCCACGAAAAUUAUCAGUUCCCACUUUUCAUUCA